Molecule: messenger RNA, 821 nt
Organism: Setaria italica (foxtail millet)
Lineage: Eukaryota; Viridiplantae; Streptophyta; Magnoliopsida; Poales; Poaceae
Exons: 1
Coding region: 96-497 (133 amino acids)
Source: RefSeq, a predicted model, not a curated record
GUGCGAGCCAGCAGCGACAUGCGCCGAGCUGCAGCCUGCAGGGGGUCAAACCAAGCACAGUUAGAGGCACACGCACGCUGCACACCUCCAUUCACAUGACCAUCGCCGCCUCCUCUUGUUCCAGCUCGUGUCUACUUGUCUUCACCACAUUUUGCCCCUUCUCUGCUCCCAAGUCCCAACAACAAAUAUCUCCAUCUUCCCCAACACCGUACCUCUCGCGCCGCCCAUCCACCUCAUCAAGAACUUACCAGUUUGAGAGCGAAGCACAGGUAGCUAGGAUGGCGGCGGCGGCGUGCUGCGGGCUGGAGGAGGAGACGGUGGUGGGGGAGCAGAAGGCUCCCGGGGCGUGCCCGCGGUGCGGCGGCGCGGUGGUGGCCACGGACGUGGAGAGCGCGCGGCGGGUGCUGUGCUGCCUGCCGCUGUGCGUCAAGAACAAGCGCAAGUUCUCCUGCGCCCGCUGCCGCCGCAGCCUCGCCGCGCUCUACGUCCACGCCUAGCUCAUCCGUCUACUGUUCCUGUCAUGCUGAGAUUACAACCUAGCGAGCUUAAUUCUUCUUCUAAGUUGUAAUUGAGUCUUGGCUCAUCGAUCUCCAACUAGAUGUUAUUAGCAGGGCAAAUCAUGCAUCAGUACUAGCUUCAUUAAUUAGGACUUAGGUGUGCAAUCGAUCGAUCUGUUCACCGAGUUUGUUCAUGGCUUUUAGUAGUUGAUGUUGAUCUUAGUUUUAUUUAAGUUUCUAAUUUCUCUUGAUGAUUCUACUCCUUUUGCUAUGUUCCAUUCAUGGGGUUCUUAUGGUAUUAUAACAUGGCCGCCCUUUUCUUUC